Molecule: messenger RNA, 2811 nt
Organism: Nezara viridula (southern green stink bug)
Lineage: Eukaryota; Metazoa; Arthropoda; Insecta; Hemiptera; Pentatomidae
Source: the annotation of a GenBank genome assembly
AUGUACCCUUCCACGUGGUGUGGACGCGCCUUAGCUAUUGCAUCAAGGCCACUCCAGGGGUUUUACCGGGAUGCCGCUAGGGGCGCUAGCAGUGAGCGAACCAAGGGCAGAUUGCUGACAUGGCGUCUUAGAGCCAGUGUAUUAUUUCCAACCCGUUUCGGUGUUCAUCCCUCUCAUCAGGAACCACAACAAUGCCGAGGUACUUAUCGAAAGUCGAAAACAAACAAUAGGGGGGGAUCAACCAUGGGAUCUCAAAGGUUUUGUCUUCGAUGGAAUAACCAUCAGACCAAUCUUCUUUCUGUAUUUGAUCAGUUGCUACACGAUGAAGCAUUUGUUGAUGUAACUCUGGCUGUUGAAGGACAAUUUCUCCGUGCCCAUAAAAUGGUUUUAUCAGCCUGUAGUCCAUAUUUCCAGGCUUUGUUUGUUGGUCAUCCUGAUAAACACCCAAUCGUUAUUUUGAAAGAUGUUCCCUAUUCGGAUAUGAGAUCUCUUUUGGAUUUCAUGUAUCGUGGUGAAGUUAGUGUUGAUCAAGACAGACUUACUGCAUUUCUUAAAGUGGCUGAGUCUUUGAGGAUCAAAGGUCUUACUGAAGUAAAUGAAGAACGAUGUGAUCUUCCCUCAAUAGCUAAUUCUUUGUUGAAUCAAACUCUUCCACCACCACCACCUCCACCUAGUCUUCAUAGGCUUUCUAUGCCACCAAAUGCUCAGCCAAAACGUCCAAUUCCUCCAAACGCUAUGCUCAAUUCAGCUUUGACUGCACCUAAACGUAAAAGGGGUCGACCUCGAAAACUCUCAGGUAGCAGCCCGAAUCCUCCUCAUCUGCCACAUCCUGAUGUUGAUCAUGAGGAUCAGAAACCACCGAUCGCUCCAGUUAUGGAAAACCAUUUAGGUGUAGGACCUCCUUUUCCCCAAAUGCCACUACAACUGCAGCAUUCUCAACAAACAAACUCUUUAACGAUGGCAGAUAUGGCUGUGGGAAAUUAUAGAAGCGGCCUCGGGCCAGUUGUUCCUCCUCAGGGAAUUCCACAAUCCUGUAAUAAUCCUCCUCAUCAAAAUUCUAAUCUUCCACAUACAGUUCCGACUGAAGAUCCUGAGUCACCUAAGAUUGAAGACGAAGAGGAAGAGGAUUGUGAAGAAGUACACAAAAUUGAAGACGGAGAAGAAGAUGGAUAUUCAUUGGCAUCAUUUCAAAGCUCAACUCAAUCUGAUGGCGAAAGGUUUUCAUCAUCUGGGCUGAAGAUGGAGCCAAAUUCCGAUUUUAUUGAAAUCGAUGAAGAAGAUACAUCAAAUAUUAUGGCUAGUUUUGAUGAUUUAAUUGCUUGUUCCCCGGCAUCAUCGGAUGUAGAAGAGAAUGUUGAAGCUGAAUUUUCUAGUCAAGCUAUUGAACCUGAAUUUGCUGAUGAAGAUAUUAGUCAAUUUGAAGAAGAUUCAUUACGUAGCCUGAUAGGCAGAUUGUCAGACACUGAUGGAAAUAGACGACGAAUAGACAAAAUGUCAAUCAGAAAGUUCUGUUCUCGAGAAGGGGAUCAAGUACAUAGAUGCACCAUUUGCUCAAAAGCAUACACCCACAUUAGUAACUUUUGCCGCCACUUUCUAUCAGCACAUUGUGGAAACAAGCAAGAAGUCCAUUGCCCUAUUUGCAACAAACCCUUUACGAGAAAAGAUAACAUGAUGACUCAUGCUAAGCAGGUUCAUGGUUUAUCAUGUAUGAGGGGAUCAAUGUCCGAACAGUUACCUAAUUAUGACCAACAAGCCGAUUGAAUUUAUUAGAAUUUUAGUUAAGAAAUCAAGACCAAGGAAUUUUGUGAUAUAUAAGAUUUUAUAGUUAAUGAAAUUUUAUUAGUAUUUUGUUUGAAAUAAUUGACCAAAUAUUUUAUACCAUUAAGGAAUAUGUAGAAUCAUUGUUGCUAUCAAGAGUCCAGAGAUUUCUAAAAUUAUGAAAGAGAAGUAUUUUCUUUUCUUUUUAAAAAAAAUAUAUAUAUUUAAUAUAGGAAUAAAUAUUGUUCUUCAUUAAAUUUAUUUACUGUUAAUUUUUUAAUGUUAAGAAAAUUCACUAUUUUACCAUUAUUGAGUGUGACACUUCAUUUUCUAUUCUAUAUGUUGUCUGUUAUUAAUUGUGGUUAAUGUUUCAUAUGUACCAAGUAUUAUGAAAUGAAACAAGAUUUAUCACAUUUUAUUGUAUCUAGUCAUUUUUUCUUAGUCUUAAUAUAAUUUUUACUAUAUAAGUUUAGUGUUUCUUAAAUUUAAAUGUUUCCUUAUAGGAUAAUUACAUAUCACAUCUCUGAACUCUUUAAAAAACUAUUAGGAUUUAUAAAUGUUUUUACCAUUUUGACUAAUAUAUUAAUCAGUGCCUUAAUAUUAAUCUUAUUCAGGGUAAUAUCAGCUUAUAAUUAAAAUAUUUAUCUUUUUACGUGAUCUAUAAAUCAUGGAAGUCUGCUACUAGUCCACCUUCGCUAGUCUUCUUUAUUUGUUAAAAUGCACCAAAUGUUUAAUAUUACCAAUGAUAUAUUAAUUAUUUAUUUACGACUUGUUUUAUUUAAUAUUAUUUAUCCAAAGUUUAUUUAUUUAGAUUUCAAAUGUCUCAUUGUGAGAAAUAGUGCCUAUGUGUGGUCACAGACCCCAAAAAAAAAAAUUUAUAAAGGAACAUAUCUUCCGUUUAUCUGUUUGAAUAUAUAACAUCUGCGAUGUUUCUUUAUAUUGUAUUUGAAUUUCUUGCUUCUAAGAAAGUUAAUUUAUUGUUAAAACAUUAGAUAUAUUCUUUAUUGUUAUUUAUCGAUACUGAUAAUAAAGGAUACACCAAUGGGUGAUCUU